AUGCAAGAGUCCGUUGCUCCAUCGGUACCCACAAAAUCUAAGGCUGAACUAAGACGCGAACGUCGAGAACUGCAGGAGGCCCAGCGAGCUGCAAAGUCGGCUGCAAAAGCGACCGCGAACGCCAGUAAAAAUUCGACACAACCAGCACAGGGCCCAAAAAAGCAGGAGCAGGGUGUUUCGGACGCACCCGUCAAACCACAAGGGGGCCAAAAGAGGAGGCCGCAAAAGUCCGAUGGCCAUGCACCCUCUACUCCUCGGAAGGACUCUGCUGGAGACCAGUCGGUCGGCAAAGGGGCCUUGCCCACCUCUCCGCAGCCAACGGCACCUACGAAAGCCCCAGCUGCAAGCGGCGGCGGCGGUGGUGGUGGGAGCAGUGGCGGUCAACAAGCUCUGGGAGUUAUGCGAAUGGACGAUCCAGCACACUUCAAAAAAUCCAUUCGUCAGUUACACAAGAAGAUGCUGCAGCCGAGACCACAGGAUCCGGUGCGGGUGAAUCUCUUCUGCCACCUUAGUCAGCCGGACAAGAGGGUCGACGUGCUUGGUAAACUGAAUUUAGGCGCUAAAUCCUCCAUCCACCCGGCCUUUCUUGCACUGGGGGUUGAUGUAGACGAGGGACGUAUUGUGGGCUCGAAUCGUCGUUGCAUCGAGUUCCUACGGGCAGUUGUAGCUCUGAUCAGUUCCUUUCCAUGGUCGGACCAUGCAGCUGCUGGAGUUAGUCUAGCGCGAGCCUUCCACACCACCCUUGAUCGUCACGUGACAUUCCUGGAUCAGUGCCGACCCCUUCCUGUCACCGUGCGGAACGCAGUCCAAUUUCUCAAGAUCGUCCUCAAUCGAAUGGACUCGGUUUCUUCACCGGAUGAGAUGCACAACCAGUUGAUUGAAGCCGUGGGUGGAUUCGUGAACGAUCGCAUUCGUCUCGCGGGCAAAGCGAUUGCCGAUAUUGCCGCCGACUCAAUCCGUCCAGGCGAGUUGGUUUGCGUCUUCGGCCAUUCCACUCUUGUUGCCGAGGUACUGGUCACGGCGUGGAACUCCCGAACCAACAACUUUUCCGUCCUAGUCGUCGAUAGUCGUCCGCGUUGUGAGGGUCGUCGAAUGUUCACACACCUUCGCAAAGCCGGUAUCCCCUGUGAACUCGUUCACAUCGCAGCCUUGCCCAUGCUAGCUCCCAAGACAAACUAUAUUUACACCCACCUACCGAACCCGUUUGCACUGUCUCUGUCUUCCGUUUUGCAGAUCUCUCUGACUCUUUUGGGUGCUCACAGCCUCCUAAGCAACGGCUACGUGAUCGGAGCCAUGGGGACGGCCCAAGUGGCUAACAUAGUCGCAUCUGUUGCCCACACACCAGUCCUCGUCUGCGCAGAGACCUACAAGUUCUGGGAGCGAGCCCAGUCCGAUGCCUUUGAGUUCAACGAGCUCGGCGACCCGGACGACAUUUGGCGCGGGCCGCGGGGCACCCAGGACGAUUGGCGAAAGCCGCGCGAAGGCAACCUGCCGUGCGAAGGCGAUGGACUCGCGAACUGGAGGGAGGCGAAAAAUCUGCGGCUGCUCAAUCUUGUCUACGACGUGGUUCCGCCGGAACUAGUGUCCGCGGUAGUUACCGAAUUGGGAAUCCUUCCGACUACCUCAGUGCCGGUGGUUCUGCGCGUUAAGCAGGCAUCUGGAGACACCGACUGUUUCGUUAGCCCCAUCUUGACUUUAUAA
Messenger RNA from Mesocestoides corti, 1701 nucleotides. NCBI's taxonomy places the organism in Eukaryota, Metazoa, Platyhelminthes, Cestoda, Cyclophyllidea, Mesocestoididae. The record is from the annotation of a GenBank genome assembly.